Molecule: messenger RNA, 4978 nt
Organism: Clarias gariepinus (North African catfish)
Lineage: Eukaryota; Metazoa; Chordata; Actinopteri; Siluriformes; Clariidae
Gene: rxfp2b
Product: relaxin family peptide receptor 2b
Exons: 18
Coding region: 151-2418 (755 amino acids)
Biological process (GO): G protein-coupled receptor signaling pathway
Cellular component (GO): membrane
Molecular function (GO): G protein-coupled receptor activity; protein binding
Source: RefSeq, a predicted model, not a curated record
UCGGUGGCUCUGGUGUCAGCACUUUCCUCCCGUUCGUGAUGCCUCCGGCUCAGGACAUGGAGCUUAGAGAAGACUUUGGAUGUUUGCUGAGACGCGCAGGAGGAGUGUGUGAAGCGAAGGUCUGAGUGAAGCUCCGUGCACAAAGCCAUCAUGAGCUCAGUCAGUCACCGAGCCGGCUAUUCUUUCUGCUUGGAUAUUAUUUCAGUGGUGCAGUCUCUCCUCGUGUUCAUGUCUAUUAUCAGAGCAGGGCUUGGUAGCACGUGGUUAGCAGCUGAGAUCUGCCCCCUUGGCCACUUCCCAUGUGGAAAUGUGAGCGUGUGUCUGCCUCAGGUGCUGCAUUGUAACGGCCAAGAGGACUGUCCAAACGGAGCCGACGAGGAGCACUGCGGAGAUAACAGUGGCUGGGCCAAUUUUUUCGACAGGACCAUUCAAAUAACGGCCCAGCGUGAUCUGACCACAGACUGCUUUCUUCAUCAAUAUCCAGAUCGCUGUCAGUGCAUCGAGCUGGAGCUCCAGUGUGUGCGCAUCGGUUUAAAUUCCGUGCCGUAUGUGUCCACCAAUGUGACCUCCCUGUCUCUAAAAAGCAAUGAGAUUCAAGUAUUACCAGAAAACGCUUUUAUUAGAUACACAGAACUUCAAAGACUAUUUCUUCAGGAUAACUGCAUAAGCUCUGUAUCAGAUCAGGCUUUUAAUGGAUUAUUCAAAUUGCAGAAACUGUCUUUGAGCCAAAACUGCAUCACUUUGUUAAAACAUGGAGUCUUUGCUGAUCUUCACAAACUCAACUGGCUAAUUCUGGAUGACAAUCCUCUGACAACCAUCUCUGUGAACACAUUCACUGGCCUGAGAUCUCUCUUCUUCCUGUCAAUGGUGAACACCUCGCUUGAAUGGCUUCCUUCACCCAGACUUUGCAGACACAUGCCCUUUCUCAACUGGCUGGAUUUUGAAGGGAACUGCAUUCAGAGGCUGAACUACUCCACCCUGCUGUCCUGUAAUGAGCUCACUGUGCUAUCACUGCGAGCAAAUCACAUCAAGAGGCUUCCUGAAAACACUUUUCAUUCUCUUCAUGUGCUGGGAGAGCUGGACCUUUCCAGUAACCAACUCAAAGAGCUGCCAUUGAACCUCUUCAAGGGACUUCAUUCUUUACAGAUACUGAAUCUUUCCCAAAACCCACUGAGCCACAUCCAUCUGAACCAGUUCGAUCAUCUCACACAACUCCAAUCCCUGGGCUUGGAAGGAGUGAAGAUCCCAGACAUCCAAACCCGCAUGUUUCAGUCAAUGAAGAAUCUCUCCUACAUAUACUUUAAGAAGUUCCAGUACUGCUCCUACGCUCCUCACGUUCGGAAAUGCAAGCCCAACUCGGAUGGCCUUUCAUCUUUUGAAGACCUUUUAGCAAGUGUAGUCCUCCGUGUGUCCGUCUGGGUCAUGGCCUUCCUUACCUGCUUUGGGAACCUCUUCGUUAUUGGCAUGCGCACUCUCAUCCGGGCAGAGAACAAUCUGCAUGCCAUCUGCAUCAAGGUUUUAUGUUGUGCUGAUUGCCUGAUGGGCAUCUACCUUUUUUUUGUCGGCAUCUUCGAUGUAAAGUUCCGUGGAGAGUACAACAAGAACGCCCACGUGUGGAUGGAAAGCCUUGAAUGUCGCACCAUCGGCUUUCUGGCUAUGCUGUCCUCCGAGGUGUCGGUCAUGCUCCUCACCUACCUGACCAUGGAGAAGUUUCUGGUCAUUGUUUUCCCACUGAGUCACCUAAGGCCAGGAAAAAAUCAGACAUUCAGUAUUUUAGCUGUGAUCUGGCUCAUAGGAAUCUCGAUUGCCGCAGUGCCGCUGCUGAAUGAGGAGCUCUUCGGGAACUACUACGGCCGGAACGGCGUCUGCUUCCCUCUGCACUCUGAACGUGUGGAGAAACCCACGGCGAAGGGAUAUUCCACUGGCAUAUUUCUGGGACUCAACCUGGUAGCCUUCCUCAUCAUCGUCAUCUCCUACUCCAGCAUGUUUUACUCCAUCUACAAGACAGGCAUUAACGCCACAGAGCUGCGCAGCCGGCUGCACAAGGACGUGGCUGUCGCCAACCGCUUCUUUUUCAUUGUGUUCUCUGAUGCCCUCUGCUGGAUCCCCAUUUUCCUGGUCAAAAUUCUCUCUCUGCUCGAGGUGGAGAUUCCAGGGACCAUUACAUCCUGGGUGGUUAUCUUCAUUCUGCCAAUCAACAGUGCCUUGAACCCCAUCCUGUAUACCCUGACUACGAGCUUCUUCCGAGAGCAGGUGGAGUUGAUGCUGUGCCAGUGGCAAAGACACUCCACUCUAAGGAAAGAACGAAAGAGUUUAUCCAGCUCGGUCAUCGACAUUGAAAACUCACGAAGGCCAUACUGCGCACGUGACAUCGUGCCACGGAACUCCAUUUUAACCUUUCAUGGCAAUUUCAGAUGAACCUUUAUUCUGUGAGUUUAUAAACUGGUGGAAAACAAGUCUGGUUCCCCGAAUGAUGCUUGGAUAUGGGCUGUUACUGUGCCUUGGCUUGGAUCUGCUUUUCAUAGAUCUUUAUGCUGAUCCAAGAUAUGAAAGCUAGUGUUGAACACGUAUAGGCAAAACCCAAGGCAACCGCAGCACGAGCACAGCGUGGGACUUGUACAGACUGCAACUUUACUAGACAUGAUAUUCAUGUACACAAAAUAUGUUUUACAGAGAUUCAAAUACCAUUUUAUGGAACAAUGCUAGUUACCACGCAACUAGCACUUUACUCAGUAAUUAAAUAUAAGCUAAGCUUUUUUUUUUUUUCAAUACCUCAAACAAGUUUACCAUAAGCAUAAGCAUUUCUUGGUCAUUAGAAAAGGCUAUCAUGAAAAAUGUAGAUUUAUUGAAAUUUUCAUAAAGCUGACAGAGUCACAUUUACAUGUGAUUUAACUGACAAUUGAUAUUAUGUCAUCACUUCAUGCUCAUUUAUAUGCUCGUUACUUUAACACAUUAUUAUGAGUUUUUUCAUUAACAGUUUUAACAUAUUACCUUGGCAUAUUAUCAAGAAAUAAUGAGUUAUUCAGUUAAAUUAACACCAUAGCACUUUUCAACGACUGGUAUUUCAGGGCUUUUAACUAACGCUUUUAAGUAAUCAAAGCGUAAUUCUAACAAAAUAAAUAUAGAUGCAAGAUUAUUUUGGUUGUUAGUCUUUCAGCUGCUCGCUUCAAGGGGUUUUUACAGCGGAACGUAUUCACGAAUCUUCUUAAGCCUAAAAGUUUUUAAACAAUCCUAAUGAUGAAAUUCUUAGAAUUCUGACAUUUUCUUAGAAUUUCCCCUUAAUUUUAGGACUAAAUCUUAGUAACGAUAAAAAUCUUUUACAAAACAUCUUUCUUUCUAAGGUAAAAAGUGUUAAGAGGCUUAAGAGUUUCUAUACCUGAGGACAAAAUGGCGAAAAGAAGAAAUAUUCUCCAAACACUAAACGUAAAAGUAAACACUGCUCUUCUGUCCGAUUUGUUUUUCUUUUUCUUUCACUUCUUUCCAUCUCUCUUGGAUUAUUGGCAAGAGUGCAACUUAAACAUACUGUUCUGCAAUCAUAUAAUUGGUGAAAGCUGAGCCAUUUUGCUCCCAUCAAUCUGAAAUGGAUUACAAGUAAUAAAAUUAGUAUAAUAAAUAAAUGUAAGAACUUAAAUAUAGUAACUACUGUGUGGAAAUUGGUUGCUUCAAAAGUAUACACAUUUUUUAUCAUUUGGUUGUUUUAAUUAUCUUUAAGAUAUUUAGCCUUUAACAGAAACUUUGCAUAAAGUAGCUUGCAUUCAUGAUUCUUUAUAUACACGGAUUUUACUGUCUAUUCUAUUUUCAUAUACUUUAUUUUCACAAAGAGCGCAUUUUAAGACCUUUACAGAUGUUUUAUCAACCAAUCCAGUCCUUGAAUUGCCGCAUCAUCAACGGGGUCACCCACACCUCCUCACUAAGAUAAAGGGUUUUAUACUUUCCUUAUGGUUGCUCUGAGAAGUUUUGUAAAUCACUUUUAGUCUAGAACUCCCAGCUAGGACUUUUUAAGCUAAGAUAGAAGCUCUCUGAGUGAGUUCUAAGAAGCUUUGUGAAUACGGGCCGAGAUCCGCACACAACUUGCCAGAGGUUUUAAGCUGGAUACCCUUCCUCCCUUUAUUUGGGCUAAGGAGCCAUACUGCAUCCAGUGACCAGGGUUGUGGCCAUUGGGUGGGAAUCGAACCUGGGUCUUCUGCAUGGCAAGAUUAUUAUCGCGCAAAAAUGUCAAUUCGGCCCCGAUUAUGUCCACCUUGGCUUUUCAUAUUCUAGCCCUUCUUUUUUUUAAUCCAUCAAUUUCCAUAUAUGGUCAUUGAUUCCUGUUUUUAUUACCUUGUUGCCAAGGUAGUCCAUUCCUUUCACCCGCUGCUUGUUAGAAUGGUCUAGUUUGUCUGUUUAAAACCUCUGGCUUUCCUGUUGAGUUUCUGAAGCUCUGCAUGUGCAAAUCUCUGUUACUAAGCAGUGCACAUUUUCAAGUCCCUAGUUUUUUGGUCUUGAUGACACAGAACCAGAGGUUUGUAGCGAAGCCAUGAGGCAUGAUGGCUGGUGCUAUAUGGGUUACCCUGCUGUUAUGUUGCUAAACUGGGUUGGGUUCCUGUCUGAUGUACUCGAUUAAUUCCAAUAAAUGUGCUUUUAGUGUGUAUCUCUGUCCCGUGUCCUGCAAUGAUCCUGUCCUCAACCGCAUGACAAAGAUAUUUGCUUAGAUAUGCUUAGAUAUUUUUGUUGUAUUCAGUGAUAUUUAUGAAUCUAAAAACUUGCAGUCAAACAUGCCCACAAUCUGUGAAAAGUAUAAUGCAUUUCAGAAAUCUUUCUUUUUUUUAAACCUCUUUAUAAUUUCUUUAAUGUAGCUUUGUAAUAUCAAACCCUUUUUUAAAGUUGUAUGUUUACUUGCUGCGUAUUUAUACAUUUAACAUGUUAAUAUAAUUAUGUUGUCCUGCAACUGUAAUGGAAUAAGCUGCAGAUACCCCCCCCCCACCCCCACCCCCCAAGU